AUGGCUACCAAGAAGCCCAACAUCCUCUACAUCAUGGCUGACCAGAUGGCUGCCCCCCUUCUGGCCUUCCAUGAUAAGGAUUCUCCCAUCAAGACCCCCAACCUGAACCGGUUGGCGGAUGAGGGUGUGGUCUUCGACUCAGCCUACUGUAACUCUCCGCUAUGUGCGCCGUCCCGUUUCGUCAUGGUGACCGGCCAAUUGCCCUCCAAGAUUGGAGCCUACGAUAACGCUGCCGACUUACCCGCUGAUAUCCCCACUUAUGCCCAUUAUCUGCGCCGGGAGGGCUAUCACACCGCUCUGGCUGGAAAGAUGCAUUUCUGUGGGCCCGACCAGCUGCACGGUUAUGAGCAGCGUCUGACGAGCGACAUCUACCCCGGUGACUAUGGCUGGUCUGUCAAUUGGGAUGAGCCGGAAAUCCGUCUCGAUUAUUAUCACAACAUGUCCUCUGUUAUGGACGCGGGUCCUGUUGUGCGGACCAACCAGCUUGACUUUGAUGAAGAAGUUAUAUAUAAAUCCACCCAGUAUCUCUACAACCAUGUCCGACAGCGUGGUGAUCAGCCAUUCUGUCUGACGGUGUCUAUGACUCACCCUCAUGACCCUUACGCCAUGACCAAAGAAUUCUGGGACCUGUAUGAAGGUGUUGACAUUCCUUUGCCGAAGAACGGUGACAUGCCACAAGACCAGCAGGAUCCCCAUUCGCAGCGUGUUCUGAAAUGCAUUGACUUGUGGGGCAAAGAAAUGCCUGAAGAACGGAUCAAGGCCGCUCGCCGCGCCUACUAUGCCGCUUGUACCUACGUUGAUACUAACGUCGGCAAACUGUUGAAGGUUCUGGACGAUUGUGGCAUGACUGACGACACAAUCAUCGUGUUUACCGGUGACCACGGAGACAUGUUGGGUGAGCGCGGCCUUUGGUAUAAGAUGACCUGGUACGAGAAUUCGGCGCGUGUGCCCAUGAUCGUGCAUGCACCUAAGCGUUUUGCUCCGAAGCGUGUACCCCAGAAUGUGUCGACAAUGGACUUGUUGCCCACCUUUGUCGAUCUGGUUGGCGCGCAGUUGGUUCGGGAGCUACCCCUGGACGGUGUGUCGUUGCUUCCAUACCUGACAGGCGAGGACGGCCUCAAGACCGAUACCGUGUUGGGCGAGUACAUGGGUGAAGGGACACAGUCCCCAGUGGUAAUGAUUCGCCGUGGCCGCUGGAAGUUUGUGUACUCGCUGAUUGACCCACCUAUGCUCUUCGAUGUGAAGACAGACCCUGAAGAGAAGGUGAACCUGGCGGCCGGUUUGCCUAUUCCGGCGCAACUGAGUGCGGCCAAACAUAUCUCAGGAUCGCAGUUGCAACCAGCGUCUUUGCCUACUCCAGCUGAGUCCCCGCGUAUAUCGCCUCGGCCGCAGCGUGGUGCAUCGUCGGCAUACCCAUUCCCGAGCCCCCCACGGACUCCUAGUCCAGGCAAAGGAUUGCCUGAAAUGCCGACCACUACCGAGCCUGCCAAGGUCCUAGCAUACUUCUUGGAAGAAGCGCAAGCCCGUUGGGACCUGGAGAGCAUCACGGAAGAUGUCCUGCGGUCACAGCGCCGGCGACGCCUGGUUUAUUCGGCUUUGAUCAAGGGUAACCCGGCCUUUUGGGACUACGAGCCGCGUAUUGACCCCAGUACCCAAUACGUGCGCAACCAAGGCAAGGGUGUUUUGGACGAUGUUGAAUUUAUUUCUCGUUGGCCCCGUGUGUUGCAGCAAGCCGCCAAUGCUACGGGCACCAAGAUUUGA
This is a messenger RNA of Aspergillus oryzae RIB40, 1761 nucleotides long. RefSeq names its product putative choline sulfatase. The record is from RefSeq and is a predicted model, not a curated record. The transcript has 2 exons. Gene Ontology annotation, molecular function: sulfuric ester hydrolase activity. Lineage: Eukaryota; Fungi; Ascomycota; Eurotiomycetes; Eurotiales; Aspergillaceae. The coding region runs from base 1 to 1761 and encodes 586 amino acids.